GUUCGUCAUUGGGUUGUUUUCUCUCCAGCCUCAACGCGACAACUUGACAACUUGACAACUCUUACCAUCUACAGUAUUGCUUCGCACACACGACAGCUUUCCCUAAUUGUCAUCAACUACUUGCCAUGAAUAUUCCUUGAUACUCGGCACUUCAAUCAUGACAAUCCGGGAGGACGUCGUGGCCUCUGCGGUCAAUUUCUUACAAGACCCUAAUGUGAUCUCUUCCCCUAUCGAGAACAAGCUAUCCUUCUUGCGAUCAAAGAAUUUAACGCAAGAGGAAAUCGAUAUCGCUUUUGCGAGGAGCGGCUCAUCGAUAGCUCCUGUUCCCGCUUCACCCUCACCAUCACCAUCGCCGUCAUCAGCGCCCUCCGCUCCCGUCCAGAACCAGCCAUACUACGGCCAAUACCAGACGCAGCCUUACGGAUGGCAAGCACCGCCAGAAGUCCCCAAGAGGGAUUGGCGAGAUUGGUUCAUUAUGGCCACUGUGGUGGGCGGAGUUAGUUACGGAUUAUAUACUGUUUCCAAGCGUUACCUUUACCCCCUAGUCUCGCCCCCGACACCGGAGAAAUUAGAACAAGAUAAGUCGAUGGUGGACGAACAAUUCGAGAAGGCCUUCGCGACGCUCGAGCAACUAUCGAAGGACACGGAGGAGCUAAAGGCCUCAGAGAGGGAGCGUACCGAUAAGCUCGACAAGGUGCUAGAUGAGCUAGACAUAUUCAUGCGAGACACGAAAUCCGCUAGCCGACGACACGAAGACGAAACGGACCGACUACGCGAAGAGAUGAAGGCCUUGAAGGGGAUCAUCCCUAGUUCUAUGACUGCGAACAAGGAAUUUACGGAUAACCGAUUGAAGGAGAUCACCACCGAAGUCAGGAGUCUGAAGUCUCUCAUCAGCCAGCGAAUGGGCAAUCCCAGCAGCACCAGUCCGGCCCCACCGUCUAUCAACACGAACGGCUUCCUUAAGCCGACUGUCAGCGCCGUUGCGCUCCCUACUGCUAGCGGUGCCUCGAGCCCUGGUGUUGAUACGCUAGCAAAGGAUCUCAGCGACGCGAAGCAGGCGGUGCGAGAUGAGAACUCGCCUCAGAGCAACGGCACCAGGCAGGACUUCUUCUCGACGCGAACGUCUCCCUUCGGAAGCGGAAUGCCUCCCACAAAGGCGUCGAUUCCCGCGUGGCAGCUAGCAGCGAGCAAGUCAGACGCCACUGCAAGCAGUUCGCAGAACGAAGCUGGACCUAGCUCUAGCUCUUAAUUACAUAUAUAGAUAUACCUAGGUAAUCAUUACUCGUUUGGCGUUGUUUUGUGAUUAAGGGUUCUUUUAGUUAAAAAGGAAAGGCAUUUUCCCGGGUUAAGCAGUAUAUUUGAGUGAGGACGAGCCUCGAUUGACAUAAUGGGGCGGUUUUACAUGAUGAGUCUCCGGGCAAAAUGUGUACGUUUAAGGACCUCGAUGGAUAAACGAACCUGAUUCUAUAAUGCCGUAAAUUGUCUGAUUGUUCGUUGUACGUGUUCCCUUGGUUUAGUUAUGUUGUAAAUGUGACACUGCAUGUUCUCGUUGAGUGGAGGACGUUAUGUUAGUCUUA
Molecule: messenger RNA, 1577 nt
Organism: Daldinia loculata
Lineage: Eukaryota; Fungi; Ascomycota; Sordariomycetes; Xylariales; Hypoxylaceae
Product: peroxisomal membrane anchor protein conserved region-domain-containing protein
Exons: 3
Coding region: 158-1249 (363 amino acids)
Biological process (GO): protein import into peroxisome matrix, docking
Cellular component (GO): peroxisomal importomer complex; peroxisomal membrane
Molecular function (GO): signaling receptor binding
Source: RefSeq, a predicted model, not a curated record